Messenger RNA from Gymnodraco acuticeps, 910 nucleotides. RefSeq lists its product as uncharacterized. NCBI's taxonomy places the organism in Eukaryota, Metazoa, Chordata, Actinopteri, Perciformes, Bathydraconidae. The transcript is spliced from 4 exons. The record is from RefSeq and is a predicted model, not a curated record. The coding region runs from base 242 to 910 and encodes 222 amino acids.
AGUGAAGAAAAUACAUGAACCUCACAGGACUCACUCCUCAGUUUAUACCGUGUUUUGUUUCAAUUAAUGUAUCAUUUAGUUACAAAUAUGUGAUCUGAACAAAAGUGAUCAAAAAUCAUUAUUGGAAACAUUUUCAUGAUCGCUUUUUUCGUUUUACAGUUUCAUUUAUUGUCAUUUCCAUUCAAUCACAGCUGAGGCAUGAAUCCUUGAUUUCACUCGGUUUAAAAGCCCUGCCUCCAGCAUGCAGCUGGCACAUUUGAAAGACAUGGCGGCAGAAAAACUACACAAGUGGACGGAGGCCCAAACCAGAGCCCUCAUUCUACAGAGGACUGACAAUGAGCACCUGUUUACAGGAAAGAGCUUCACAGCCAAGAAGGCCUGGGGAGAGGUUCUGCAGAAGAUGGAGUUGGAUGAGUUGCUCACUCCCACCCAACUGGCAAAAAAGUGGGACAACCUGAAAAGAAAAUAUAAGGAGCUGAAAACCCCCCCUACAGGGACGGGGACAGAUGCGGGGGAGGCCACGGCAGCCACAUGGCCGUGGUUUUCCCUGAUGCAUGAAGCCAUUGGGAGUCGGCCCUCCAUGGAGCCUCCAGUCCUGAUGGACUCGGCUGACGUGGCCCCCAGUGGGAUUGGCUCUUCAUCCAGUGGAGCUGGGGCCGCUCCUUGUGGCCAGGCAAUGGAGGAAGAGGAGGAUCCUGGGCAGCCUGGCACAAGUAGCAGCACCACUACACUGGAUGAAGAGCCAUCCACCUCUCUCAGUCCCCCGCCUGCCAAGAAGAAGAGGGCAAGUAGGGGGGCCCUAUUAGAGUUUCUGAAAGAGGAGGCCCAACGAGAGCAGGAACGCUUUGAGGCCAAUCAGGCGAACACAAAAAGAUUUUUGGAUUUAUUUGAGAAAUUGGUAAAUAAAUGA